AUGGCUUCUGCCGCUCUUUGCGCACUGAUCUGCGGGCUUAUUCUGGCGGCCGUGACCGGUCUCCACGGCGUGAUUGCGGAAAAAGAACCCUGCUGCAGCCUGAAAGCUUCUGUGUCUAAUAUCUGUGGAUUAAUCCGCCAGGUGGACGCCCAGCUGCUGGUGGUGCAGAAGCUUGAGGAGAAGGAGGGAGUCCUGCAGACCACCCUGGCUGCUCUGGAGAAGGAGCUGGCUGUCAGAACGCAGGCGCUAGAACUCAACAAGAGGAAGGCGGUGGAGGCAGCUCAGUUGGCGGAGGACCUGAAGGUGCAGCUGGAGCACACGCAGGCCAAGCUGAAGGAGAUCCAGGUGUCUGUGGCCGAGAACCGCACCGCCCGGGAGAGGGAGAGCAGCAACCUGAAACGAGCUCAGGAGGACCUGUCCCGGCUGAGGAGGAAGCUGGAGAAGCAGAAGAAGGUGGAGGUGUACUCCGACGCAGACGAGAUCCUGCAGGAGGAGAUCAACCAGUACAAGGCCAAGCUGCGCUGCCCCUGCUGCAACACGCGGGACAAGGAGACCGUCCUCACCAAGUGUUUCCACGUCUUCUGCUACGAGUGUCUGAAGAUGCGCUACGACACGCGGCAGAGGAAAUGCCCCAAGUGCAACUGCGCCUUCGGAGCCAACGACUUCCACCGCAUCUACAUCACCUGAGCGCCGCGGCAACCGGGAACGCCGUGGCAACCGGGGAACGCCGCUGCAUCCGGAAAGGACAGACAGAACCAAAGGAGAGAGGAACCCGAGAACUGGAGAUGCACUCAGAGAGAGACCGAUCUCUUUGGAGAGACUCGUUUUACCACAUUUCUGCUAUUUGGUGACCAAACGUAGUGACGAAGCUGAGCGAGUGUCGUGAGCUACUUCAAUAAACACAUUUGUCAGCCGUGACGUUUUUACA
Molecule: messenger RNA, 928 nt
Organism: Fundulus heteroclitus (mummichog)
Lineage: Eukaryota; Metazoa; Chordata; Actinopteri; Cyprinodontiformes; Fundulidae
Product: E3 ubiquitin-protein ligase BRE1B-like
Exons: 5
Coding region: 1-687 (228 amino acids)
Cellular component (GO): nucleus; HULC complex
Molecular function (GO): metal ion binding; ubiquitin protein ligase activity
Source: RefSeq, a predicted model, not a curated record